AAACAACAAAAACAAAACAGUGACGUGCUGCCCGCCUCGACCCGCUGACGUCGUUUCUGCUUGAUAGAAACAGAGUAGAGGAAAAAUUGCUUCAGGAAGUUGAUUAACUAGAUUGGAUUUCCAAGAUUUCCCUAUCAGGAUCAAAGAUUUAAAGGAUGUCGAAAAUCUAUAAUGGCCUGGUCAACACCGCCGAUCGUUUUGUGCCUAAUUCUAUGAGACCACUUUGGAAUCACGCAGCAGGACCUAAAACGGUAUUUUUCUGGGCUCCUGUAUUCAAAUGGGGUCUGGUGAUAGCUGGCUUGAGCGAUCUUCGUCGUCCGGCUGAUCAACUUUCUGUAUCGCAAUCUGCUUCACUGGCAGCCACUGGUUUGAUUUGGUCGAGGUAUUCCCUAGUAAUUAUUCCUAAAAAUUAUGGACUUUUCUCUGUUAAUGUGUUUGUUGCUUUGACACAACUGGCUCAACUGUACCGUGCUUGGGAUCAUGCUCAGAAAAACCCGACCACCCCAUCGCAGCCCUCUCCGUUCCCAAAUUCAUCGAUUUCAAGAAGGGAGAAACCAUUAAUCCAUACCGAGCCGAAACGCUUAGGCAGCCUACCGACACCGCGCCAACAGAAAUACACCAAAGUGCAUCAUCAUCACUGCACGAACAGCAACAGCAAUGGCAACAUCGAGCUGCGACGCCACCACUACAACAACAACAACAACAACAAUAACAACAGCAACAAUUGGACCCAAUGCGUCCGCCAAUAG
Aedes albopictus (Asian tiger mosquito) is the source of this 749-nucleotide messenger RNA. RefSeq names its product mitochondrial pyruvate carrier 2. The record is from RefSeq and is a predicted model, not a curated record. The transcript is spliced from 4 exons. NCBI's taxonomy places the organism in Eukaryota, Metazoa, Arthropoda, Insecta, Diptera, Culicidae. Bases 156 to 749 code for a protein of 197 amino acids. Gene Ontology annotation, biological process: pyruvate import into mitochondria. Gene Ontology annotation, molecular function: pyruvate transmembrane transporter activity. Gene Ontology annotation, cellular component: mitochondrial inner membrane.